GGGAUGGAAAGGCUGCAGCGAAUGUUUGCUGGCGCCGGCGGUGCUUUAGGUCACCCGCCGCCGGAUUCUCCUACUCUCGAUUCGUCGGAGCAAGUCUACAUAUCAUCCCUCGCUCUUCUUAAGAUGCUCAAACACGGGAGAGCCGGCGUUCCCAUGGAAGUGAUGGGAUUAAUGCUGGGGGAAUUUGUUGAUGAGUACACGGUCCGGGUAGUCGAUGUGUUUGCUAUGCCACAGAGUGGGACUGGAGUGAGUGUCGAAGCAGUCGAUCACGUGUUCCAGACCAAUAUGCUUGAUAUGCUCAAGCAAACUGGCAGGCCAGAGAUGGUUGUCGGUUGGUAUCAUUCACAUCCUGGUUUUGGUUGUUGGCUUUCGGGCGUGGACAUUAAUACUCAGCAGAGUUUUGAAGCACUGAAUCAAAGAGCAGUUGCUGUGGUGGUGGAUCCCAUACAGAGUGUGAAAGGGAAGGUGGUGAUUGAUGCUUUCCGUUUAAUAAAUCCCCAAACAAUGAUGCUUGGCCAAGAGCCACGUCAAACGACAUCUAACUUAGGACAUCUAAACAAACCCUCUAUCCAAGCCUUGAUCCAUGGUCUUAACCGGCACUACUACUCCAUAGCAAUCAACUACAGAAAGAAUGAACUUGAAGAGAAAAUGCUUCUGAAUCUUCACAAGAAGAAAUGGACAGAUGGGUUGACCCUCCAGCGAUUUGAUGCCCACUCCAAAACCAAUGAGGAAACAGUCCAGGAAAUGCUAAACCUAGCAAUCAAAUAUAAUAAAGCAGUGCAGGAAGAGGAUGAGUUACCACCUGAGAAGUUGGCCAUUGCAAAUGUAGGAAGGCAAGACGCCAAGAAGCAUCUAGAAGAGCACGUCUCGAACUUGAUGUCUUCAAAUAUUGUUCAGACGCUGGGAACCAUGCUCGACACUGUUGUCUUUUGAAGUUCUAAGCUAUAAAACUCUGCACUGUUGUCUUUUGAGAUUGUGAAAACCAAAAGUUCGCCUUCUCAUGUUAUCGUGACUUUCAAGUAAUCCAAGAGAGAAUUUGUACUAGUAUUGUUACUAUUGUGUAUGAUCCUUGAAUGCGUUUCUCCUAUUGUGUUCAACACUCAAUAUUGGAGUACGUUUAGAGCGCUUUUGCCCUCGAUAUGUUUGAUGAAUCAUUUGAGAGGAAAUAUGUGUGCUAACUUCCAUGUCAGUCCAACGGGUAAAGAAUUAUUCUACCUAGGGAUGGACUGGGAUGGGAUGGCCUGACCCGGUUGACCGGGACCAGUGCUGGGGCCCGACCUGAGUGAAGAAGUAGCGGGCUACGGGAUCAAGAUUUAGUGGACCGGCCCGGUUUGGGCCCAACGGACAGUUUUUAUAAAAAAUUGGGUUUGAAUUAAUUAACAAAAAAUGAAAAAAAAUUAGCCCGACCU
Messenger RNA from Cuscuta europaea, 1409 nucleotides. The record is from the annotation of a GenBank genome assembly. NCBI's taxonomy places the organism in Eukaryota, Viridiplantae, Streptophyta, Magnoliopsida, Solanales, Convolvulaceae.